AUGAUGGGACUUAGCCUUGACAUCAAAUCCGCCCAUAAACGGAUUGUUCUUCGCGAGUCGGAAUGGGGAUUGGUAGGUUUCUCUUUGGACGGCAAACUGUUCUUUUACCGAGUUUGCCUUUUCGGAGCCAUCUUCUCAGCAGCUUGGUGGUCACGCUUGGGAGGCUGGAUCCUCCGCUGCAUGCAUCACAUGCUUUGGCUGCCCCAUGCAGCCUUUUUGUAUGUAGAUGAUUUUCUCUUCUUUCAAGACCGUGAUCUCAUGCCCAUUUCUGCAGCCAUGUUAUGCAUUUUGUGUCAAAUCCUGAAAAUCCCAAUCAGUUGGCGCAAAUGUGAACUCUCAGGCACCAUUUCAUAG
Messenger RNA from Durusdinium trenchii, 354 nucleotides. Lineage: Eukaryota; Dinophyceae; Suessiales; Symbiodiniaceae. The record is from the annotation of a GenBank genome assembly.